This is a messenger RNA of Microdochium trichocladiopsis, 2370 nucleotides long. RefSeq names its product P-loop containing nucleoside triphosphate hydrolase protein. NCBI's taxonomy places the organism in Eukaryota, Fungi, Ascomycota, Sordariomycetes, Xylariales, Microdochiaceae. The transcript has a single exon. Gene Ontology annotation, molecular function: ATP hydrolysis activity; ATP binding. The record is from RefSeq and is a predicted model, not a curated record. The coding region runs from base 102 to 2060 and encodes 652 amino acids. Gene Ontology annotation, cellular component: mitochondrion.
ACCACCUCGAGUCGACUUUGUAUUGAGGCGCGUGGUUGCAGCACACAUUUUCGACCGACGCCGCCAUCGUCCCUCAGAAGUAUCAUGACCCAAUUGGCACGAUGAAGCCGUCUCACUCUCGCCUUCCGGUGAUCAACAUCGUCAAUGGCACUUUCCACCGUCACCAUCCAAGUUCAGGCUUGAGCCGGUCCAAUCCGGCCCUCUUCUCCGGCCUCAACUUCUCUCUGCCUUCUGGCACUGAUAAGCCGUCACAUUGGUGUGUCAUAGGCCCGUCAUUGAGCGGCAAGACGACCUUUCUCAACAUCCUUCGUGGUCAGAACCUCUGCACACCUCCAACAGCAAGGGCUUAUCCAUAUCUGGCCAGCGAUGCUGUCCCGAGCCGCCUCAAGGUGCCCAGCAACGCAAUCAAGUAUGUGGGCUUCAACAACGAGACCCUGGCCUCUACGUCAGCCACGGCGACCUACAUGUCGGCAAGGUACGAGUCCAAGAGGCUCGAAACGGAUUUUUCACUUCGCGACUUCCUCACUGGAAACAUGGAACUUAAUCCUCUGCACCAAACAAAGGAGGACACUCUGGGCCCGGCAUUAUUCGACCGUAUCGUCAGAGACCUUAAGCUCUCACAGCUUCUGGACCUUCCAGUCAUGUUUCUGAGCAAUGGCCAGGGAAGGAGAGCCAGGAUCGCUCGGGCACUCCUCACAUCCCCAGAAGUGCUGCUGUUGGACGAGCCAUUCAUGGGCCUCGACCCUCCGACUGUCGCUGGACUAAGUCCGUUACUGCAUCAGCUGGCAAGCAAGGCAGCACCACGGCUUGUCCUCAGUGCGAGGCCCCAGGAUCCUAUCCCCAGUUGGAUCACCCAUCUUGUCUUUCUUAGAAAUGACCUUCAAGUGGGCAGUAUGGGCGAGAAGGAUGUCGUGUUGGAAGACCUAAGAAAGUAUGGCCGUGGUGUCUUAAAUGCCACCGUCAAGGAGGACCCCUCGAUGCCUGUGCAUAAUAUUGUGCAUAUGGGCAGGAUUCUGACCGAGAAAGGAAUAUCUGGGACGGCCCUGCUGGAAGACCCAGAUCACAAUCGGCAGCAUGUGCCGAGACGUUCAGCCUCAGACAGCUCUCGGGUCAUCGGCGAGCCAAUUGUCGAGAUGAACGGUUGUAAGGUCCAAUACGGCGACAAGGUGGUUUUGGGCAACUGGACCCAGCAGGUUGAUGGCGUUGAGCGGCCAGGUCUGCAAUGGACCAUAAGACGUGGUGCGCGAUGGGGCGUGUUUGGACCCAACGGCUCCGGUAAAACAACAAUCGUGUCCCUUGUCUGCUCUGAUCACCCCCAGACCUACUCACUGCCCAUCAAGCUCUUUGGGAGAAGCCGCCUACCUGAGCCAGAGUCCGGCGAAUUGCCAUUGACGUUCUGGGACAUCCAGCGUCGUAUUGGUCACUCAAGCCCAGAGGUUCACCAGUACAUGCCACGCAGCUUGACUAUAAGAGGGGUCAUCGAGAAUGCCUGGGCGGACACCUUUGGCACCAAGGCCAAGCUAGACGAGCAGGCUCGUGGUAAGGUCGAAGCUGCACUACAAUGGUUCGAGCCCGAGUUGAACCCAAAUUACUCAGGCUCGUCCAAGAGCGACAGUCUUGCGUGGGCAGAUGACUUCAUGUUUGGUGGGCUGCCAUCCUCGGCUCAACGAGUAGCUUUGUUCCUGCGCGCAACCAUCAAGAACCCAGACAUUGUCGUGCUGGACGAAGCAUGCAGCGGCAUGGACGAUGGGGUCCGCAACCGAUGCCUGCUUUUCCUCGAGCAUGGCCAACGGAAGACUUACAUUACAAACGAGGAUGGCUCAGAAACAAUUGUAGAGAGUGAAGAAUCGAAGACUGGCAGCGUCAGAAUAGAAGGUCUGACGCAGGACCAGGCGCUGAUCUGCAUCAGCCACGUCCGGGAGGAGAUCCCGGAUUGUGUCAGGGAAUGGAUCUGCCUACCUGAGCCCAACACCAGCAAUCCCGCGCGCUUCGGCUUAGCAAGAGCUCCUCUAAGCUCCGAUGAGAAGAGCUGGAACGACCUUUGGAGUAUGGGGAAGUAGGCGGGUGCAGAGUAUCAGGCUAGCUGUUACAAAUACGAUGUGGAGCGGCUGGCCACCUGUACAACACGAGUUGUUGCUCGGAGGCAGUCGUUGUCGUCAUCCGCGAGCACACAAUACGGUACUACCAGCAUAAACAAACAAGCUAUGCUUUUACGGCUUCAUUGCGACAACGGGUCUUGGAGUUGUGUUUUCGCGACCCAAUGGACCUCAUUGUGGAUUGUGCCGCGAGGUCCACCCCAGGCUGCCACAAUAACCGGCGACCGGCGAACGCAAUUCCGCCGCCAGGAAGCCUAAAAUGCAGGGACGGGAG